CGCUCCACAGGACGCAGUUCGUUUCACUCGUCGUAUACUGCUCGCAAUGGUCCAGAUCUUGCGUUCGAUCGCUGCAGUGGCAUCUCUUGCUCUGAGCAUGUAUGCGAUCAACGCUGUUGCCGAAGAGUUGUGCUCCAUUGCCCCCUUAUCGUACGCCACAGCCAAGACGGACUACCCUGACGUCGCGUUCGCCAUCAGUGCCGUGGAAGAGUAUUCCAUUGCUGCCUGGUACACGGAUCGCCUAUCGACAACCGACAGAGCUAAGAUGCUCAAAGAGAUCACUACUAAGUGCUCGGAAGACUCACGGAUGACUAUCGUUGUCUAUGGUAUUCCGAACAAGGACUGUAACGCCGGAUACUCGUCUGGAGGUGCCGUCUCCAAUACCGCCGAUUACAAGGCCUUCCUGUCGGAUCUGACAACCGCUGUCGGUGACCGGAAGGUCCUCUAUGUUGUGGAGCCGGAUGCCCUUGGUCUUCUCGCCGAAGACGGUGGCUGUGGCUCCAAGGCUGGAUACCUCGAAAACCUCAAAGUGGCUAUUAAGGCCCUUUCCGCGAACGCCAACGCCGAGCUGUACGUGGAUGUUGGCUACUGGACUCUUGAGUACGAGGGGCAGCGCUCGAAGGUGGUGACUAUCAUGAAGGAGCUUGCUGCGUCUGGCACUCUCAAGGGUAUCGCUAUCAACACGUCCAACUACCGUUCUACCUCUCAAAUCUCCGAGCUGUGCUCCAACUUCCAAACUGCCAUAGGAUCGAAGGAUAUGGCUUGCAUUGCUGAUACCAGCCGAAACUAUGUAGCGCCUACAACUACGGACUGGUGCAACGUCCUCGCGGCAGGUAUCGGAGCUCCGCCCACGUCGGAGACCAACGUCUCGAAUUUGGACUAUUUUAUGUGGAUCAAGCCGCCCGGAGAGAGCGAUGGCACGUGCAACGGUGGACCUGACGCCGGUAAAUUCUUCGAGACGGGUUUCCAGAAGCUGUGGGACCAGGGCUACUUCGUCAACAAGCUCGGUAUGAACACUAUCGCAGAGGGUGGCACCGACACCACGUCCUCUCAGACUCAGACGACGGCGUCCCAGACUACGGACAGCAGUGGUUCUGAGCAGACGACGGAUGCCAGCGCCUCCCAGACGACGGACGCCAGCGCCUCCCAGACGACGGACACGACGUCUUCCGGGAUGACUGAUGGUAGCGAGGCCCAGACUACGGACGAUACCGCCUCCCAGGAUACUCAGGACGCUGGUAGCGCCACGGAUGAGCCCGACACUACGUCGCCCAACGUCACCGGAAGUAGCGAGUCUCAGGAUACUGGAAGCAGCGUACCUGAGACCACCGAGACCACGGAGACUAACACUGCCCCACCGACGGAGACACCGACUGUGACGCCUGAGGCUCCUGUUGCCCAAACUAGCAACUGCAAGGUGAGGCGCCGUGUCCGCAAACUCUAAACUUUUGAUUUGAGCUUCGUCGUGCAUGUAGUCAAGGGCUCCUUGUCGUCUCGUAUAUUUGUACAGCAUCCGCGAAAAUGCUACAGUUCUUGUCUCCGAUUUCAUAUCCGAAGUUGUGGUGGUUGUUAAAUUUCGUGAAAUGAGU
Molecule: messenger RNA, 1589 nt
Organism: Phytophthora nicotianae INRA-310
Lineage: Eukaryota; Oomycota; Peronosporomycetes; Peronosporales; Peronosporaceae
Exons: 2
Coding region: 47-1444 (465 amino acids)
Biological process (GO): cellulose catabolic process
Molecular function (GO): hydrolase activity, hydrolyzing O-glycosyl compounds
Source: RefSeq, a predicted model, not a curated record